GUCCCUUGCUCGCUCGAGCGUCUACACUCUAGACCACGAACUUUCGCACUUAACAUGGCCAUUUUUGCUUCUUGAAUGACAGAGAGCAGUACUUGGACUAGUCGCGGCCAAAUUUGCGAUAAAUCCUUCGUCCUUAGACCAGCACUACCCAAGUUUUCUCCCGCCGCUUACCAAAUGGAAACCAUCUUGUUCAAGCUCUCUCUUCUAAUCCUCAGUUCCCUCUGUCUCAAACUUCUCCGCUGCGAUGGAGCGGAUCGAAUCACUCCAACCCGUUCACUUUCCGGCGACCAAACGAUCGUCUCGGCAGGAGGAGUCUUCGAAUUGGGUUUCUUCAAGCCUGGGAAAUCAGGAAAUUACUGCGUAGGGAUUUGGUACAAGCAAGUUUCUCCAAGGACGGUAGUUUGGGUAGCAAACAGAAACAGUUACUCCCCUCUUCCCGACAGGUUCUCUGCCGAGCUCAAGAUUACCGAUUACGGAUACCUGGCUCUACACGACGGCUCAAAUCGAGAAAUUUGGUCCACCGGUAUGGUGGACAGGAAUUUCCGCUACGCAGAAGCUGUGCUUCUGGAUGAUGGAAAUCUCGUCCUAACGUCAAAUGGGUCUUCUCCAAUUUCCCCAAAUCAAUCGCUUUGGCAAAGCUUUGAUCACCCUGGAGAUACCUGGAUCCCCGGUGGCAAGAUUGGGUUCAACAAGGUUAAGGAGCAAGAUAUCUCUCUGACCUCGUGGCGAAACAGAGACGACCCUGCUACAGGCCCCUUCUCACUCAAGCUGGGGCCAAACCGGUCACUCGAGCUCCGGAACAUGUACACGGCUUUUCGGGCGAGCGAAUCUUUCUCUGGGCGUGUUUCCAGCUCCAUUUCGGAGAUGAAAUUGAAGCUCAUGAGCCUUUCUUAUGUGGAUAAUAGGAAUGAGAGCUAUUUAACCUACUCUCAGUACAACAUCUCCCAGCUGGCUCAACUUGUGGAGGAACCUAAUGCCUUGAUUAAGCAGCUGUACGAGUCCGGGUACAAUGGCUCUUUGUUCUCACGGUAUGUUGUGGAUGUUGAGUACAGUUCUGAGGUCUUUUACCGUGGCUGCUAUAGAAGCUCGCCUCUUCAGUGCAGGAAACCUGAUUGGUUCUUGCCAAAUCACAAUGUGAAAUUACCUGAUAAACCUGAGACGACAGUUGCUGGAAGUCCAAAGGAUUGCGAGGCGGCUUGUUUGAGAUCUUGUAGCUGUACAGCUUAUUCCCACAGUGGAGACCAAUGCUUCACUUGGUAUGGGGUUCUCAUGAAUUUGCAGCAGGAUGUCCCAGGUGGGCAAACGAUCUUCAUUAAACUUGCAGGUUCCGAUUCUAAAUUCCCAAGUUCGGAGAAGAAGAAAAGGGUUAUCAUUGGUUGCGUGGUGGGUUCAGUGAUUGUGUUGUUGGCAAUUACUGUAUCUGUAGUAAUCGUUAGAUUGAGAAAGAAGCAAAAGGCUGAACCUGGAAAGGUAAUGGAAGGGUCUUCAGUUGCUUUUACCCAGAAAGAGUUAAAGAUUGCUACAAGGAAUUUCACGGAGAAGUUGGGAGAAGGAGGGUUUGGUUCUGUUUACAAAGGGACACUGCCUGAUUCCAGUGUUGUAGCAGUGAAGAAGCUGGACGGCGUCAGCUUCAGCCAAGGUGACAUGCACAAGCAAUUCCUUGCAGAAGUCAGGACCCUUGGUACAAUCCAACAUAUCAAUCUGGUUGGUUUGAGAGGGUUCGCUUGUGAUCCUACUAGGAUGCUUUUAGUCUAUGACUAUAUGCCCAAUGGUUCGUUAGCUUCCCAUCUGUUCACGGGAGAAGAUUCGAAGACUUUAGAUUGGAAGACACGGUACAACAUCGCACUAGGAACAGCCAGAGGGUUAGCUUAUCUACAUGAGAAGUGCAGGAAAUGCAUAAUUCACUGUGACAUCAAGCCAGAUAACAUACUUCUGGACUCUGAAUUCAAACCCAAAGUGGCGGAUUUCGGCAUGGCAAAACUCUUCGGUAGGGACUUCAGCAGGGUUCUAACAACAUUUAGGGGAACAAUAGGAUACCUAGCACCUGAGUGGCUUUCAGGGGAGGCCAUUACAGCCAAGGCUGAUGUUUACAGCUACGGGAUGAUGCUUUUUGAGCUAGUAUCAGGAAGGAGAAACUCACACAUUACAAGGACAGGUCAUUACUUUCCAACUUGGGUAGCAACUGUUGUAAAUGAAGGCGGGAACGUGCUAGAUCUAUUGGACCCUAGAUUGAAUGGGAAUGCUGAUAUUGAAGAGGUGGGAAGAGUUUGCAGAGUUGCUCUAUGGUGCAUCCAGGGUGACGAAAGUCACAGGCUGACAAUGAGCCAGGUCGUGUAUGUUCUUGAGAAGAUUUUGGAAGUGAACAUUCCUCCGAUUCCAAGAAUUCUCCAGACAUUUACUGAUCUAGAUUCUAAUGGCCAACAAUUCUGGAUUUCUCGGUAGAUUCGAAAGCUCUUAUCUUUGUUACGGUGUGGAGCCGCCAUGAUCCUUCUUGUUAUCCAGCAUUGAUUUCUUAUCCAACUCGAUGUCACCAUCGUUUUGGUAAACCAUGAUGAUAUCAGCAAAAUUGUACCUGUUUGGAAGGGAGGAAAAGCAGCAUGCAUGGGAAUGAGGGUCGGAUAGAUAGAGGAUGCUCCAGCCUCAAAUCAGA
This is a messenger RNA of Linum trigynum, 2650 nucleotides long. NCBI's taxonomy places the organism in Eukaryota, Viridiplantae, Streptophyta, Magnoliopsida, Malpighiales, Linaceae. The record is from the annotation of a GenBank genome assembly.